GCGCACAGCGCUUCUUCCUUUUCUCCCGUGCAGCGGAGUCAAUCCCCAGUCUUUGACUCCGGGCUCCUUCGUAAGGAGGCCAAAAGACUGCAAAAAUGGGUUUUGUUAAAGUGGUGAAGAAUAAGGCCUACUUCAAGAGAUACCAGGUCAAGUUCCGUAGGAGGAGAGAGGGGAAAACUGACUACUUUGCCCGCAAGCGCCUGGUCAUCCAAGAUAAGAACAAGUACAACACACCUAAGUACCGCAUGAUUGUCCGCCUCACCAACAGGGACAUCAUCUGCCAGAUUGCCUAUGCCAAGAUUGAGGGUGACAUGAUUGUGGUUGCCGCCUACUCCCACGAGCUGCCCAAAUACGGUAUCUCUGUGGGCUUGACGAACUACGCAGCGGCGUACUGCACUGGUCUGCUGAUGGCUCGCAGACUUCUGAACAAGUUUGGCCUGGACAAAGUGUACGAAGGACAGGUGGAGGUGACUGGCGAUGAGUUCAACGUGGAGAGUGUCGAUGGGCAGCCGGGUGCGUUCACCUGCUACCUGGAUGCCGGGCUGGCCAGGACCACCACAGGCAACAAGGUGUUUGGAGCCCUAAAAGGUGCCGUGGAUGGAGGCCUGAGCAUCCCUCACAGCACCAAGCGCUUCCCAGGAUACGACACAGAGAGCAAGGAGUUCAAUGCUGAGGUCCAUCGCAAACACAUCCUGGGCAUCAACGUGUCAGAGUACAUGAGCUACCUGAUGGAGGAGGACGAGGAGGCCUACAAGAAGCAGUUCUCCCGCUUCAUCAAGAACGGCGUGACUCCUGAUAUGAUUGAGGAAAUGUACAAAAAGGCUCAUGCUGCCAUUCGAGAGAACCCAGUCCAUGAAAAGAAACCUCCCAGAGAGGUCAAGAAGAAGAGGUGGAACCGUGCCAAGCUGUCUCUGGCCCAGAGGAAAGACCGCGUCGCCCAGAAGAAAGCCAGCUUCCUUCGGGCUCAGGAGAAGGAGGAAGCAGAGUGAGGCCUUGCUCUGCUCCGGUCUUUUGCAGAAAUUUUGUUCUAAUAAAUCUAUGGAAAACA
Molecule: messenger RNA, 1048 nt
Organism: Doryrhamphus excisus (bluestripe pipefish)
Lineage: Eukaryota; Metazoa; Chordata; Actinopteri; Syngnathiformes; Syngnathidae
Gene: rpl5b
Product: ribosomal protein L5b
Biological process (GO): translation; ribosomal large subunit assembly
Cellular component (GO): cytosolic large ribosomal subunit; ribosome
Molecular function (GO): 5S rRNA binding; structural constituent of ribosome
Source: RefSeq, a predicted model, not a curated record